GAAUAUAACGAGAGUCUGCAUCUGAAAAGAGGACUCAUCUAUCUUUUGCUGACUAUCCAGCUUACACAUUUCAUCCACCAAACCCGACAGAGUACUACUGUUUUGCUUCCACUGUUCUUGUUUUGACUUCUCAACGUUUUCUGCUGCUUCAGUGUUGGUUUCAGUGCUUUUAUUCCACUCGAGUGUCUUCUCCAUCCAUUUGCGUUUCGCAGCGCCUUGAUAUUUAUAUUUCCUGAUAUUUGUUAUUUCUAUCUUGUUAUCUCUGUUUUAAAUGUGUUUUAGACUUUUCUUUUGCUGUGCCUGAGAUUUUGUUUUUGAUUGCUUCGUUCUUCCCCAACCUUCAAAUUUACUCUAAUUUAUUCACUGGAUGAAUUUCAUCCACGCUUUCUUAUAUUUAUCCAUAUUUAGUUAUACUUAAUUGCACCACACUGCCACCUUUUUGAGUCCCGUUAUAUUUUUUUCAUUUGGAGCAUGGGCAGCACUUUUCCUACCAGCAUUGGCUCUUACAACACCAAAGGUGUUGACAACAACAUUACUAUAACCAACAGUCUCAAUGUCAACAUGAACUCUCGUUCCGAUUCACAGUCUCAAUCUUCCUCAAAUCUAGCAGCUAGUGAUUCCAUCGUGAAUGAGGAUUUUGAUUCAAUCUCAAUUAAUUCGGUCAUAUUAAAUAAUGACAGUAAUCAUACCGACAAUAACGAUGAGAAAAUUAAAAAAUUGGACAUUUUAAUCAACAAAGUCCAUGGCUUGCCCAAAUUUAAUUUGAAUUUAAAUCUCAAUAUCAAAGACAACAUUUCGAAUUCGAAUCACAAUAACCAUUGCACUCACAAUCGCGACCAUAAUCACAACCACAACCAUAAUGGCGAAUUCAAUUACAAUCUCAUUCUCCAAUCUUUAAGAGAUUCCCACAAAUCUUCAAAACUAAAAAGACAACAAAAAAAGGAACAGCUAAAACUAAAGUUUAAAAAUCAUGUCAAUUCUAAAAGCAAUAUGGUUAAAAAAAGAAUAAAUAAUAUUAACAACAAAUUGAAUAACAACUCAAUUAACAUUCUCAAUAUUAACCCUAAUAACGUCAACAAACUUUAUGGUCUGAGCAAUAAUAUAAACAGAAAUAUAAAUAAAAAUACAAAUACAAAUACAAAUACAAAUAAAAAUAAAAAUACAAAUUCAAAUAAAAAUAAAAAUAAAAAUAACGAUAUCAACAUGAAUGAUUAUAAUAAUAACAGUAAUGUUAGCAUCGAUGCCAAUGAUGAUAAAAGCAACAAUACAAACACCAGUGUCAAUGGCAGCUCAAUUUUCUUACCCAAUGUCUCAAAAAAAUUCAGUGAAUCUUUUAUACAACCUCUUUUUUUCUUAGAUAAGCCAUGGUAUUUCAACGCUUUUUCCUGUUUUUCCAUUUGUUCUCCCAAGGGUUUUAAAUGGAUUCACUCAAAGUCAUAUAUAAGCGAUAGUUUCAACACGAAUAUCAAUAUGAAAAACAAUAAAAACAUGUCAAUAUUAAUCAAUAACACAAAUAAAAGAAUUCACAAAUCCCUAAUCAACUUGUCUAAAAACUGUCAUUUCCAUAUAAAAUUGGCCAAUUUUUUUCUCCAUUUAUGGUCAAAACCUCUAAAUCCCUCCAACCUUCACGACUUGCCCCCAAUUCAAAUCAUUUUUUCUCUAUUCAAUUAUCUCAUCAACUCAAUUGGCUCGUUGAAUAUUAUGAUAAAUAAAGAGUUAAUUAACAUCUUUUUCGAUCAAAACGGCAAUUUAAAUCUAUCCAAUUUCAAUUACUCAGACUAUUUAUCUCUCAACAGCUUGAUAGCAAUUUCCUGCUCUAUCAAAAUGGAGUUUUUACAGGAAAAACUAUUUUCAAUCGUCUCCAUUGCCAACCAUUCCAAAUCUCUUGAGAAUGAAAUUAUUUUGGAAUUGAAAAAUUUAACAAUUUACAAGUACAGCUCAGUUUACAAUUCCAUGUAUUACUAUAAUCGAAUUUCAAUCUUGGGAGAUGGAAUCAAGUCCGUAUUAGCCUUACUAUUAUUAUUUUUAUUGUCGGAAUUGGAAAAUUAUCAUCAGUUGUCCUCGAUUAUUUCAGUAACCUUGAUCAGGCUAUCUCAGGAAUUGGGUUUGAAUAGGAAUUUAUAUUACUACGGUUUAUCAGAUAGUGAAAGGGAAUCGAAAAAGAAGUUGUGGUGGUUAUGUUACUUGAUUGAUCGAUACGUUUCUUUUAAAAAUGGCACACCCUUGAUAAUUAACGAAAUCGAUAUUGGGGUAGACUAUCCAUCGUCAUUUAAUCGUGUGAAUCAAGUGAACUCGUUUCAGAACAAAGAUAUUUCAAACGAGGAAAGAAACCGUAUUUUAUUGUCAAUGUUAAAUGAAACCCCUAGAGAGUUUUUCACUGCAUACUAUCUUUCUAUAUGUUUGUUUUCAACCAAGCUCUACAAAACUUUUCAAACCACCAAGAUUUUAAAACUCUCGUCUAUAACCGAUGUUACUUACACUAUUGAGAUUUUGAACACGGAUCUCGAUAAUUGGAGAAAAAGUUUGCCUGAUAAGCUUCAGCCCUUUGAUAUUACCAGUAGCAACUAUUCUAUUACAAGCAGUACUAGCAGUAUGAGCAGUAUUCUAUUCAAUCAAAGUUUGCGAGCUAAACAGAUAAUAAACUAUUAUUUCAAGAGGAAUUUUAGGGAGGACUCGAUGAAUUCGACAAAUGGGAUGAAUCUAAUUGGCGGGCAUAUAGUUUUGUUGCAUUUGCUUUACUACAAUUUUGUAUUACAAAUCCAUCGGUUUUCAUUUGGAUCAAAGCACUGGGUUAAUUGGGUUGAUGAGAUUUUGGCCAAAGGCAAAGAUAAAGAGAAGAUGUUUCUGUCGAGUUGUUUCAGUACGUUUUAUGAGAACCGAAGCUGUUCAUCGAUCAAGAGUAUGAACAGUAAUAACAGCAGCAGCUGCAAUGACAGCGAGAAAAAGUCAAUUUUUGGAUAUGUGAAAGCAAAGGAAUAUUCGAGGCUUUUGAGCAAUAAAAGUGGGACUAAUCGUUGUUUGAUAGCAGCGCAGUUGAUUUUGGUGACUAUUAGUGAGAUUCAAUCUAGUUAUGUUCCUAGUUUGUAUCUUACACAUUCGCCGUCGUUUUCUGCGUUUAUCUUUUUGUUUGCGUUUUGUUUGGAGACGAUGGGAGAAGACAAGAAGAAGGAUUAUUUGGUGUUGGAGAUAAUUGAGUUAAUGAUCAAGUCAUUGAAAUUUUUCAGUUGUACUCAGUACUUGAAUUAUCUGAGGAUUAUUAAAUUUGACCUACCGUUUUACUGUUACAAUUUCAAGAACAUAUCGGCGGCUAGUUUUGUUUUGUCGUUAUUGAAGGUGUUGGUGUUGAGUUUCCAGGUUAAAUCUAAUAUUGAGCCAAGUAAUAAUUUUGAGCACUAUUUGAAUUUCAAAGAUAAGGUUGAUAAAGAUUAUUUUGGCAAAAUGGAGAGUGGUGUGUCAAGCAAGGGAAAAGACAAAGAAUGCAAGUAUUUUGAAUCGGAAAAGAUAUUAAAAGAAGUUCGAGAAUUUUUAAAGGAGAUAUUUUUAUUUGAGGACAAUGAAGAUCUGAUAAACGAUCUGACGGACGAGAGUGUGGUGUUCAAUGAAAAAAAGAGUGUGGAUGGAGGAGGAGGAGAUAUUGGGAUUGAAGAUUACGAUGAAGGAGAGAUCGAGAAAUUGACGUCUGAUCAUAUAUUUUCCAAAAUGAGAGAAAAGUUUUGUGAAAGGAGGAUGGAUAAAGGAAACGAGGUUUUUUCAGAAAAGAGGGUGUAUAAGCCAUUUUGCCAUUAUGUUACAUCGUCGAUAAGGUCGACGAGUCCCAAGGGGAGUGGAUCACCGCCCAGCACGUUCAGUUCAGUUCGAGACUCUAAGAUCUCUAUAUCUACAGGAACCAUCAACUCGUUUCGAAACCGGUCAAGGAUCAGUAUCAAUGAUUUAUUGGCGGAGCCAUUGGGAAUCAGCAGGACGUCGUCAAAGACGUCAUUGAGUUCGAUCAACUCGAAUGGGGAUUCAUUGCUUAAGAAGUUUGGAGAGAGUGAGAUAUUCAAGAUGCGAAGCAAUAACUCGCAGAUGUCGACCAGUAUUUUGAGCAAGAUGACGAAGAAUUUGAAGAUAUCUGGGGAUCAAAGCAAGGAGGGUCGAGCGAAGGAGGAGGAGGAGGAGGAGGAGGAGAUUGAUAACCAUUCGAAGAUUUUUGAAAACAGUUCGUUUGAUUGUUUGCAGCUUUUUCGGUUACCCAAUCUAUUGUUUUUCAGUGAGAAUGAUAAAAAAAAUUUUUCGCUGUUAGUUUAGAAUACAGCCAGGGCUGAUUACAAAAGCGCGUAUUUAUAUAUUUUUAUUAUGAAAGAUACAAGUAAUGAUUUUUUAUUUCUUUUGAUAUUGUUUUAAUUUAGUGUGAUUUGAAAAAAAUAGAUAUAACAUAGGGUUAGUGUAGUAGUAUUGUGAAUGGGAUGGUAAAGAGGAAAGCGACGAAAGGAGAUAAACCAGGAAGGUCGAAAAGGUAAAUGAGAUGAUGAGUGAAAUGAUGAGUGAGAUGAUGAGGAUAGUGUUUGUGUCUCAGGUCGAAUAAUUACGAAAUUUUAAAUCGAGAUAAAAUAAAUGUGAAACACUGUUCGAGUGGUUUGAAAUUAUCAGCUCAAGAAAAAGAAAUAAAAGCAACGCAGGCCUCAGGCAGACAAAGGUAAAAUGAGGCAGACAGAUCAAUCAAAUCAGAGCAGGACUAUCAGAGACUGGAAAUGGGUAAAAAAGAGCAGGAGAAAACAGAAUCCAAACAGAAUUCAAACAG
This is a messenger RNA of Ascoidea rubescens DSM 1968, 4780 nucleotides long. Its product is annotated as fungal specific transcription factor domain-containing protein. Gene Ontology annotation, molecular function: zinc ion binding; DNA binding. The coding region runs from base 472 to 4287 and encodes 1271 amino acids. The transcript has a single exon. Gene Ontology annotation, biological process: DNA-templated transcription. The record is from RefSeq and is a predicted model, not a curated record. Lineage: Eukaryota; Fungi; Ascomycota; Saccharomycetes; Ascoideales; Ascoideaceae.